GCCAAAGUUUGGGUCAGAUCGGCUCGUGGAGUAAGCAGUCAAGAGAGACUUGGACUACAGUUAGCCACACGGUCCCCACGCGAAGGACACGAGAGCUGUACACUGCCAACUCCUCUCCUCCUGCCACAAGUUUCAGGCUGUCCCUCUUUGCGAGAUGGAAACCGCGACCAUCACCACCACGCAGACUGCAUUCACCUUUGGACUUAGCGAAAGACGCGCCAGCAUCAGCCUGCACGCCCCGGCCCAGGACUGCUCGGUGAGCGCUGUGCACCAGAACACCAACGUUGCCGGCUACCAAAGCAAAGCCAAGGUGCUGAAGAGACAGCGCUCCAGCUCUCCGGAGCUCCUGCGCUGCAAGCGUCGCCUGAGCUUCAACGGCCUCGGCUACUCCAUCCCCCAGCAGCAGCCUGUGGCCGUGGCCAGGCGGAACGAAAGAGAGAGGAACCGGGUCAAACAGGUUAACAUGGGCUUCCAGACUCUGCGUCAGCAUGUGCCAAACGGCGCCGCCAACAAGAAGAUGAGCAAAGUGGAGACGCUGAGGUCCGCGGUGGAGUACAUCAGAGCUUUACAGCAACUUCUAGACGAACACGACGCGGUGUCGGCUGCUUUCCAGUGUGGACUGCCAUCCCCGACACUCUCCAACAGCUACUCUGCCGACCCGGAGUCGCCUCACUCCACCUACUCAUCAGAUGAAGGUGGCUAUGAGCCUCUGAGCUCAGAGGAACAGGAGUUAUUGGACUUCACAACUUGGUUUGACAGGUACUGAGGCUGUCAUGUAAAUGAACCGCAUAGCAGCGUGUGCGCGCAAAAAAAAGAAGAAAAGCGUCUGACUUCUUCCAGAAAUGCUUCGAAAGACUCGAUAAAGGCAUCAGAUCUGUCUUGCUCUCUGUGCUUCCAAGUGAUCUGUUGCCUCCCUCACUCGGGCUGCUUCUGCAGGAGCAAAGCAAUAGUGACAAACAGGGAGAAUGAGUAUGAAUGCGUGAGAGAGGGAGCAUCUUGUUGCAUAGAGCGUAGUCCUCACAGGAAGGAGGGAAUUGGACACGUUGACGCGUGGAAGUAAAAAAAACUGUUUGAAUAAGUGCAAUUAAAAUGUGACACAGCAGACUCUGCAGGGACGGCGCUGUCUACAAGAUCUGUUCGUCAGUAGUUCAUCAGACCCGGACUGCCUUCCUCAGCUGCCACAUCUGUUGAAGAUGUACAACAUAAAAGAUGCGUCAACAGACUUUUGUUUUUCUUUUUUUCGUGAUGUACGUGUCCUCUCCUUUCAUAACAAAGCUGUACCAUACAACAAACUGUUUUAACACGAAGACAUAUUUUUGUACAUACAGUCAAACAGUGUUGUAGCAGAACGUUCACUGCCACUUUUUUUUCCUGACAGUGUUUUGACAACCAGCUGUCAGCGGGGCGGCGAGCUGGCAUGUAUGAGUUGUGUGACUGGGCAGCAACAUCAAGGCUACUGCCUGUAGUUUAUUUGUGUGUGUAUGUCUUUUUUUAAAAAAUAGUUGUCAAGGAGACAUUUAUUAAUGUAUGCACUCUCAGCUUCCCGUAGCCUAAAAUGUAAAUAUUUGAU
Molecule: messenger RNA, 1570 nt
Organism: Neolamprologus brichardi
Lineage: Eukaryota; Metazoa; Chordata; Actinopteri; Cichliformes; Cichlidae
Gene: ascl1b
Product: achaete-scute family bHLH transcription factor 1b
Biological process (GO): positive regulation of transcription by RNA polymerase II; neuron differentiation; regulation of neurogenesis
Cellular component (GO): RNA polymerase II transcription regulator complex
Molecular function (GO): RNA polymerase II transcription regulatory region sequence-specific DNA binding; protein dimerization activity; DNA-binding transcription factor activity, RNA polymerase II-specific
Source: RefSeq, a predicted model, not a curated record